Molecule: messenger RNA, 1433 nt
Organism: Meloidogyne enterolobii
Lineage: Eukaryota; Metazoa; Nematoda; Chromadorea; Rhabditida; Meloidogynidae
Source: the annotation of a GenBank genome assembly
AUGUCGGGGACUAUACGGCAAGCCAUGACGCCGGCUAUAACUCGUUUACGCGAGCAUUUUGAGGAGAUACGCCCAGUUUUAGACGCCCAAGAGCGCACAGCUGAAGGAAUAGAAAUGUUAAGGACAAGAUUAGUUAAAGUUCGACGUAUAAUAAAUCGUCUUGAGGAAAAAGCCAAUCAGUGGCAAGAUUAUAUUCGAGGACUUCCAGCUAAUGAAAGACAAGCGGAAGAACAGGUUUUAGCUAACUUUGCUCCAUUGGAGCAUCAUUAUGCGGAAUGGAUAGAAAACGCACAUGAACUAAUUGCAGAUAUUGAGAUUGUUUUGGCUGAGUCUGAGGACGGCAGCACUCAAUCCGAUUUGUCAGUAGAGUUGGGAGUUGGCCAAAAUAGACUGAAUCAAUCAAGAAGGCCACAAGUUUUUGUAAAUGAAGGGCAUACGCCGUUAAAUGAGAAUUUUGUUCGUAGGAAUGAGUAUAAUAUUCCUACACAUUUGCCUAGAAAUAGAUUAGCUGAGUUCUAUGGAGAUCCUCUUGUUUGGCCAGAAUUUUGGCAAUCAUUUAGUAGGACUGUUGACAGUUUAGAAAUUGAUCCAGGCCUUAAAGCACAUUAUUUAAUACAGUGCUUGAGAGGAAAGGCCAAGAGAGCGGUUUUGGGUUAUCGACCGAUAGCCGAACAUUAUGAACCGCUAAAAGAUGCAUUAAAAAGGCAGUUCGGCAAUGAAAGAGCUAUAAGAGAUACGCUUCAUGCCGAAUUGAUAAGCCUUCCUGUGGCAAAUGAGUCUGUUUAUUCCCUUCGUUCAUACGUUGAGGAAGUUGAAAGAAUUUGUAGAUCCCUCACAGCGAUGGGAAAAGUCGAAGAGUAAGAAGUUUGAGAUCUUUUGCUAUUUUUGCCACGGAAACCAUCAUGCUGAGAAAUGCGAAAUAAUAAAAGCGAUAUAUCUGAGGACAAAAAUUUUGUCAGAGCAAAAUCGUUGCUUACUCUGUUUAAGAAAGGGUCAUACAUUGGAAAAUUGUGAGUCCAGAAUUAAUUGUAAUAUUUGUAGAGAACGGCAUAAUAAAUUAAUAUGUCCGAAAUUGUAUAAAAAUGGAGAAAAUAAAAAAGAUUUUAGAAAAGGUAAGCAAGUAAAUCAUCUAGAAACUUCAGAAAAGUUACUUACUAUAGUAGAAGAACCAAAAGAGUUUGAAAAAGAAAAGAAAGGACAGAUUAAGAAAGAUGAAAGUGUUAAUCAAAUAAAUAAAAAUAUACUUAAUAAUGAAGAUAAUGGCGAAGGAAAUGUUGUUUUAAUGAAAGCAGACUUAAUGUUGAAGGAAAGAAAUAAUAAAAUAAAUGUAAAAUGCUUCUUUGAUUCAGGAGCAACGGUCAAUUUCUUAUGUAAUGAAAUAGUUGAGAAAUUAAAAUUGAAAAAAUUAAAAAGGACAGAAUUAGGCGUUGUGC